This is a messenger RNA of Australozyma saopauloensis, 2352 nucleotides long. It is a transcript of the gene UTP13, whose product is annotated as Utp13p. Gene Ontology annotation, biological process: endonucleolytic cleavage to generate mature 5'-end of SSU-rRNA from (SSU-rRNA, 5.8S rRNA, LSU-rRNA); endonucleolytic cleavage in 5'-ETS of tricistronic rRNA transcript (SSU-rRNA, 5.8S rRNA, LSU-rRNA). Lineage: Eukaryota; Fungi; Ascomycota; Pichiomycetes; Serinales; Metschnikowiaceae. The transcript has a single exon. The record is from RefSeq and is a predicted model, not a curated record. Bases 1 to 2352 code for a protein of 783 amino acids. Gene Ontology annotation, cellular component: nucleolus; 90S preribosome; small-subunit processome. Gene Ontology annotation, molecular function: protein binding; U3 snoRNA binding.
AUGGCCGAAGCGAUAAGGUGUUCGUAUGGCUCAACAUCUCUCGAGCCAUUUUAUGUUGGCUCAACACUGGCUGUAUUCUCAAGUGAAAAUUCCCUCUUGGCCACUCCGAUUGAGGAAGAUGUAGUCGUUACAGACAUCGAAUCCAACACUAUUGUACAUAAAAUCGAAGGUGACGGAGAAACCAUCACUGCUCUUGCAUUAACUCCAGAUGGAAGCCGUUUAGCGGUCGUUUCGCAAAGUCAGCAGCUUCGAGUUUACGACACUUCUGAUGGCAGUUUGGUCAAACAGUUCAGAUUCUCAGCGCCAGUGUACAUCGCUGCCGCCGAUGCUACCUCUACUCUUUUCGCUUUUGGUGCCACUGAUGGUGUGGUUACUGUCUGGGACAUUGAAGCUGGAUAUGUUACACAUUCACUUAAAGGACACGGAACUACGAUAUGUUCCCUUGCAUUCUAUGGAGAACUCCAUUCAUCUAACUGGAUGUUAGCACUGGGAGACACAAUGGGAACAUGCAAAGUCUGGAAUCUUGUCAAAAGAAAGUGUAUUCUGACAACCAACGAGCACGGUGGAGCUGUCAGAGGUUUGGCCUUCCUGCCCGACGGAGAGUAUUUCAUGACUGCAGGUCGUGACCAAAUCGUUGUUCUAUAUAAAUUGGACAAUUUGAAAAAGUCCAUCAAGACUUACACAGUCAGACAUCAAGUGGAAAAGUGUGGCUUUCUCGAGGUCUGCGGGAAACUGGUUUUCUACACUGCUGGCUCCGAAUGUUGCUUGAAGCUUUGGGAUAUUAAUUCUGGAACGCCAUUAGGAGGCUCAAAACCACCAUUGCAAACAUCAGAAGAACUCAUGAUCAUCGAUGUCGCUCAAAUUGAGGAUGAAAGUUUAUGGCUUGUCUUGAGUGAUCAAACUCUUGUAUUGUUAGACCUAAGCUUAAGUGAAAAUGUUGACGACCACUUGAUUGUCCCUGAGGUCCGCAAAAUUGCAGGUAAUCACGGAAUAAUUGCGGACAUCCGUUACGCCGGCCCAAACUCGACUCUUGUUGCAAUGGCUACAAACGCACCCGCCCUUCGUGUCAUUGACCCAUUGGUCCCUUUUGACGUUCAACUCUACGAGGGCCAUACAGACUUACUCAACUGCUUGGAUGUUUCACAGGAUGGACUAUGGAUUCUUACCGGAUCAAAGGAUAAUAACGCUAUAUUAUGGCAUUACGACGCAGACUCUGAAGAGUUUAUCCUCCACACCACUUUCCACGGCCAUGUGGGCGCUGUGACUGCGUGCGGACUUUCACGAAGUUCAAGCAAACCUACAUUUGCAUUAACUGCAUCAACUGACUUAACAGUGAAGAAAUGGAAAAUUCCAAAAGAGGCUGGUUCCGUUGUUAAGGGAAGUGAUUACACUAGAAGAGCGCACGACAAAGAGAUUAACUCUAUGGCCAUUGCACCAAACGACGAAUUCUUCGCUACUGCGUCGUUUGAUAAGACUGCAAAGGUCUGGAAUUCGGACUCUGGAGAGACUGUUGGUAUAUUGAAGGGUCAUAAAAGAGGUUUGUGGGACGUUUCGUUCUGUCAAUAUGACAAAUUGAUUGCUACGAGCUCUGGUGACAAGACAGCUAAGGUAUGGCUGUUGAAGGAUUUUAGUUGUACAAAGACUUUUGAAGGACACACCAAUGCUGUCCAAAGAUGCCAGUUCAUGAACAAAAACACACAACUCGUAACUUCCGGAGCUGAUGGUUUGGUUAAAGUUUGGGACAUCAGCGAGGGAGAGUGCACGGUGACACUCGACAAUCAUAAUAAUAGAUUGUGGGCACUUGACCUCAAAGAAGAUGGCUUGGAUCUACUUUCUGCUGACGCUGAUGGUUUCAUAACAUUUUGGGUCGACAAUACCGAACAGCUACUAUUAGAACGAGAGGAGAACGAGAAAUUGAAGGUGGAACAAGAACAAUCUCUCAGUAACUAUAUUAAUCAGAAUGACUGGAGUAAUGCUUUCUUGUUGGCGCUCACAUUGGAGCACCUGAUGAGAGUAUACAAUGUCGUGAAAGCUUCAAUUGGAGCUAAUCAAGACCCUGAGCUGGUGGUUGGCCUGAAGGCUCUCGAAACUACGAUGCAAGAACUCCAACCUACCCAAUUAAUAUCUCUUCUCAAAAAAAUUAGAGACUGGAAUAUUAAUUUCAAGCAAUUUGAGAUUGCGCAGAAGGUCCUUUCUGUCGUUCUUGACUUCAUUGACACUGAAUCCGCCGAGAUGAGGAAGGCGAUGGAUCUGAUUAUCCCUUACAAUGAGAGGCAUUUCCAGCGUCUAGAUGACAUGCUCGAGGAGACCUACAUCCUUGACUAUGUGAUCAAUGAGAUGCAGAGCGUUUAA